Trypanosoma cruzi is the source of this 1515-nucleotide messenger RNA. RefSeq lists its product as uncharacterized. Bases 1 to 1515 code for a protein of 504 amino acids. Lineage: Eukaryota; Euglenozoa; Kinetoplastea; Trypanosomatida; Trypanosomatidae. The transcript has a single exon. The record is from RefSeq and is a predicted model, not a curated record.
AUGGAGACGGAUGCUUGGCCGACGUUUCAAUACCCGUUGCCAAGGUGGCGCCUGAUGAAUUGUGAUCGGCGAGCCCAGGAUUUGAUUGAUUGUGAUCCAGAAAGCUACCGGAACACAGUUUUUGUUUUUGCCAUUCCGGGAAUCGUUGUGGCUGGCGGUGUGGCUAUGACGGUGCUUCUCUACCUGAUCUGCAAGUAUGUCUUUGAUUGUUGUGGGGGGCGCAAACAGUCCCCGAACUUCUGCUGUCCACUGAGGGGUCACUCGGCCAAGUACAGCAGGGAAGAUCUUCUUCGUCCAGUCUUAUUGGCGGUGAUGGUCUUUGGCCUUUGUGCGACGACCUGCAUAUGGGGGUGCGUGUCGCAGCAUCAUUUGGUCUCGACGGUGGGAGAAAUUCACAACAUCUCGAGUUUUGCUAUUAAAAAUGUAGAGAAAAUGAAUUUGGAUUUCUUGGAAAGGAUGACAAUCACUCUUUACGACGCCAGCAAGGACGUCACGUAUCCAAUGUCUCUUCUCCGUUCGAAAGAGAACGAAAACCUCUACAAGGAAACAGCGGCACGCACUGGAGAUGUCUCCAGCAUGCUUAACCAGACAGUUAUCAGACUCUUUGACAAUAUUGUUCAAUUUUCAUGGGAGCCGUACGUUUUAUUUGGCGUUUCUUUUGGAGUCUCCUUUUUAGGGAUGAUCUUUGCCUUGUGCAACCGUCGCCGCGAAUCCAUUUUCGUCUUCUUGAUUAUGGCACUGCUCACUGUCAUGACAUGGGGAUUUAACGGCCUAUACUCUGCUUCCUCAUUCCUCGUUAGCCAAAGUUGUUUUGAGAUGACAGAAUUUACGGAACGUCGCACCAAUGUUGUAAAGGCGGUUACAAAAUGCGAUGACACCCGCUUUGGAGGCCAAACUGCCGCGUUUGAAGAAAAUUUCCGGCAGCUGUCGCGAUCGAUCUGCGAAGAGAUAAAACCAUACUGCUAUGAUAAAACCAUUAUGCCGGACAUGAACGUUGCACAGAAGAAGGUCUUUGCAUGCCCAAUUCACAUGGUAUGCAGGUAUGUAACCGAUGAUGAGGUGAUGUCAUGGGUCAGGACUGCACUUCACACAGCACCGCAGGUUACACAAUCUGCCACGGCGAGCGCGGAGGCCCAGAAAAAAGGAUAUACGUGCCCUCCGACACCUGAGGGGGUGUGCGAUCUGAGAGCGUGUUCGGCUACAUGCAGGAAAGAUGGUGUUCUCAGCGAUGUUGGCAAGACCGCGAAGAAGGCGCUCUACGCCAUCUUUGGAUUAGCAGAGGCACGGUCUGCCUUUGAUACUGUAGACAGUCAACUGAAAGGCUGCGACGCUGUUUUCACUGGCAUAAUUCCCCUAAUUGAGCCCUUUUGCCAGGCCGCUGCUAACAACAUUUAUAACCUGUUGCAAUGCACCGGGCUUUUGGGCGUAACGCUCAUUGUCGCCUUGUACACGUAUGGAAUGGGGUCCAAGCGCUUUAUUCCGUUUGAAGAAGCGUUAUUACCACAAAAAGACUAA